Molecule: messenger RNA, 522 nt
Organism: Catharus ustulatus (Swainson's thrush)
Lineage: Eukaryota; Metazoa; Chordata; Aves; Passeriformes; Turdidae
Product: lysine-specific demethylase 6B-like
Exons: 5
Coding region: 1-522 (173 amino acids)
Source: RefSeq, a predicted model, not a curated record
AUGGGGGGCCCCCCCCUGCCCCACAAGGCCUUCUACCCCCCGGGAGCCCCCCUCCCCGGCUGUGUCCGGGCGCUGCAGCCCUGGGACCCGCCCGGCCCCGAGGCCACCCCCGAGCUGGAGGAGCCACCGAGCUGUCACCACGGGCGGCACCGCGGCCACCGCGGGGACAUCGGGCCACACCGCGGGGACAUCGGGCCACACCGCGGGGACAUCGGGCCACACCGAGGGGACAUCGGCCACCGCCACGGAGGGGACGCCAUCGGGGGACACCGCGGGGACAUCGGGGGACACCGCGGGGACAUCGCCGCCCGCAUCGGGCGCCUGCAGCAGGCCCAGCUCUGGAGUUUCCCCCCGGGUCCCGUGUCCCCCCCCCGGGCUCGGGCCCUGCCCCCCCUCCAGCAGGUCUGGAGCCUGCUGCACCCCGAGAAAAGGACGUUCCCGGCCAAAAGGGGGGGGGGCGCAGCUGAAGAGGGGGGCGGCCCCCCCCGACCCCCCCGCGGGGCGAGCCGCCCACCCCCCUGA